This is a messenger RNA of Onthophagus taurus, 1797 nucleotides long. RefSeq names its product NADP-dependent malic enzyme-like. Gene Ontology annotation, cellular component: mitochondrion. Lineage: Eukaryota; Metazoa; Arthropoda; Insecta; Coleoptera; Scarabaeidae. Gene Ontology annotation, biological process: malate metabolic process; pyruvate metabolic process. Gene Ontology annotation, molecular function: NAD binding; malate dehydrogenase (decarboxylating) (NADP+) activity. The record is from RefSeq and is a predicted model, not a curated record.
UUUAAACAAUUUACAAAAAUGUUUUUUCAAAAAUUAAAACCAUCGCGAAUCAUAAAGUUUUUAAAAAAUUUCCAUCAUAACGAUGCCGUUUGUCCAUCGACUUUAAGCGGGAUGGAUUAUUUAACGGAUCCCCGGUUAAAUAAAGGAUUAGCUUUCACGUUGGAGGAACGACAAAUUUUGGGGAUUCACGGUUUGCAACCGGCGAGGGUUAAAACUCAAGAGGAACAAAUCGAACUUUGCAAAAUAUCUUUAUCUAGAUAUACGGACUCGUUAAAUAAAUAUCUUUAUUUAAACAAUUUACACGAACGAAACGAAAGGAAUUUUUAUCGAUUGAUUAGCGAGAAUAUCGAACAGAUUUUACCUAUUGUUUAUACACCAACGAUUGGGUUGGUUUGCCAAAAAUUUGGAUUGGUUUAUAGAAGACCAAAAGGAUUAUUUAUCACCAUUCAUGAUAAAGGAUAUAUUUAUCAAGUUUUAAAGAAUUGGCCUGAAAAUGAUGUGAAAUUAAUUUGUGUAACGGAUGGUGAAAGAAUUCUAGGUUUAGGUGAUUUAGGAGCUUCCGGAAUGGGAAUAGCUAUAGGAAAAUUGUCGGUUUGUACGGCUUUGGCUGGUGUGGAUCCUUCGAUUUGUCUCCCCAUUGCUUUAGACGUUGGAACUAACAAUGAGACUCAAUUAAACGAUCCUAUUUAUGUGGGUCUCCGUGAAAAACGCAUUUCCGGUUCAUUAUACGACGAAUUUCUCGAUGAAUUUAUGGCGGCGGUUGUGAAAAAAUACGGACAAUACACGCUAGUACAAUUUGAAGAUUUCGGUAAUAAAAACGCGUUUCGUCUUUUGGACAAAUACAAAAAGAAAUAUUGCACUUUUAACGAUGAUAUACAAGGAACUGGGGCUGUUGUUGUAAGUGGUUUUAUGACAUCGGAAAGAGUUACGAAAAAAUCGAUGAAAAAUUGUAAUUAUCUUUUUUUCGGUGCUGGUGAAGCAUCGAUUGGAAUUGCAAAUUUAACCGUUAGGGCAUUAGAAAAACAAGGAUUAAAUUACAAAGAAGCUUGCGAUAAAAUAUUUCUUUUCGACAUCGAUGGUUUAAUUACAAUUAAUCGAGAUUUAGACGAACACAAAAAGAAAUUCGCUAAAAAUUUACCGAAAACAAGAAACUUAAUGGAAUUAAUUGAAACGAUAAAGCCCGAUUUUUUAAUUGGAGCUUCGACAGUUUCGGGGGCUUUUACACCAGAAAUUCUUCAAAAAUUAGCUAGGAUUCAUAAACGACCUGUUAUUUUUGCUUUAAGUAAUCCUACGCAUUUAACGGAAUGUACUCCCGAAGAAGCUUUAAAGCACACCAACGGCCAAGCUUUAAUCGCAACUGGAUCUCCUUUUCCUAAAUUUUCUUUUAAUGGUGCCACUUUUAAACCAUCUCAAUCAAAUAAUGCUUAUAUUUUUCCUGGAAUGGCUUUGGGAAUUAUUGAAACUCAACUUAAACAUAUCGAAGAUGAUUUAUUUUUAGUUGCCGCUGAAACUUUAAGUAAUCACGUAACGGAUGAAGAUCUUCAAUUUGGAUCUCUUUAUCCUCCUUUAACGAAAAUUAAAGAGAUUUCGCUUAGAAUUGCUACGAAUAUAAUGAAAUAUUCGUUUAAAAAGGGUUAUUCAGGUUUGUAUCCGGAACCAGAUGAUAAAGAAAGCUUUAUUAGGAGCAAAUUGUAUGAUUAUUUUUAUAAACCUUCUUUGCCCAGUCAGUGGAGUUGGCCACAACAAAGCGGCAAACCAAAAGUUUUAUUAUAAACCUUAAUAAAUAAUUUUAAUUCA